Scleropages formosus (Asian bonytongue) is the source of this 10773-nucleotide messenger RNA. RefSeq names its product inositol 1,4,5-trisphosphate receptor, type 1b (gene itpr1b). Gene Ontology annotation, biological process: calcium ion transmembrane transport. Gene Ontology annotation, cellular component: membrane; endoplasmic reticulum. Lineage: Eukaryota; Metazoa; Chordata; Actinopteri; Osteoglossiformes; Osteoglossidae. Gene Ontology annotation, molecular function: inositol 1,4,5 trisphosphate binding; inositol 1,4,5-trisphosphate-gated calcium channel activity. The transcript is spliced from 62 exons. The record is from RefSeq and is a predicted model, not a curated record. The coding region runs from base 225 to 8528 and encodes 2767 amino acids.
UAGAACUCAUGUGGCGGUUGUGCGGAGAGGAGCCAGAGUUGCAGGUUAUAGCGUCGGAGAGCCGCCUCUUUUCCUAGCGGGAGGGACUGUGAGCAUCAUGGACUUAAAGGACGAGAAGCUUGUGGAAACUGUAUCCCGCUGAUCGCUCUUCAUCUUCAGCUGCGCCUCUGAAGCACACUGAGUGUCACUGUCUCCGUGGUGAAGGCCGAGCCUUGGGUGUCAAAAUGUCAGAUAAGAUGUCCAGUUUCUUACACAUUGGGGACAUCUGCUCGCUGUAUGCGGAAGGGUCCACCAAUGGGUUCAUAAGCACUUUGGGUCUAGUAGAUGACCGUUGUGUGGUACAGCCAGACACUGGGGACCUCAACAACCCUCCUAAGAAGUUUCGAGACUGCCUGUUCAAGCUCUGCCCCAUGAACCGAUACUCUGCACAGAAGCAGUUCUGGAAGGCAGCAAAACCUGGGGGGAACAGCACGACAGACACAGUGCUCUUAAACAAACUACAUCAUGCUGCUGAUCUGGAGAAGAAGCAGAAUGAGUCUGAGAACCGGAAGCUCCUCGGGACAGUCAUACAGUACGGCAAUGUCAUCCAGCUGCUUCACCUGAAGAGCAAUAAGUACCUGACGGUGAACAAACGUCUGCCCGCGCUGCUUGAGAAGAAUGCCAUGAGGGUGACACUGGACUCUGCUGGCAACGAAGGCUCCUGGUUUUACAUUCAACCCUUUUAUAAGCUACGGUCAAUUGGGGACAGUGUGGUGAUUGGAGACAAAGUUGUCCUGAAUCCUGUAAAUGCUGGACAGCCACUGCACGCCAGCAGCCAUCAGCUGGUGGACAACCCAGGAUGCAAUGAGGUGAACUCUGUCAACUGCAACACUAGUUGGAAGAUAGUUCUGUUUAUGAAGUGGAGCGACAACAAGGAGACCAUACUGAAAGGGGGUGACGUAGUCCGGCUCUUCCAUGCGGAGCAAGAGAAGUUCUUGACGUGCGAUGACCACCGAAAGAAGCAGUAUGUGUUCCUGCGGACUACAGGACGCCAGUCCGCCACCUCUGCCACAAGUAGCAAGGCAUUGUGGGAAGUGGAGGUGGUGCAGCAUGACCCAUGUAGGGGUGGAGCCGGCUACUGGAACAGCCUCUUCCGGUUCAAGCACUUGGCCACUGGGCACUACCUGGCCGCAGAGGUGAAUCCAGAUUAUGAGGAAGAGUCGCAGGAGCCUCGAUCUUCUGUAUCUGAUUAUAUCCCCUUUAAUUUCCAGCUGGAUUUGGACCACGAGGCCCUGCGAGCACGUCUUCGUACCCCUCAGGAGAAGGUCAUGUACACCCUGGUCUCCGUGCCUGAUGGCAACGACAUCUCCUCCAUUUUCGAGCUGGACCCUACCACCUUGAGAGGAGGAGACUCCUUGGUGCCCAGGAAUUCCUAUGUAAGACUCCGGCACUUGUGCACCAACACUUGGGUGCACAGCACCAACAACCCCAUUGACAAGGAGGAAGAGAAGCCCGUGAUGCUGCGAAUUGGUACAUCUGCUAUCAAAGAGGAUAAGGAGGCGUUUGCCAUUGUACCAGUUCCCCCAGCAGAAGUGAGAGAUUUAGACUUUGCCAAUGAUGCCAGCAAGGUCUUGGCCUCCAUUGCGGGCAAGCUGGAGAAGGGAACUAUCACACAGAAUGAAAGGAGGUUUGUCACAAAGCUGCUUGAGGAUCUGGUGUUCUUCGUGGUGGACAUUCCCAACAGUGGGCAGGAUGUGUUGGAGAUCAUGGUCAACAAGCCCAACCGGGAGAGGCAAAAAUUGAUGAGGGAGCAGAACAUUCUCAAACAGAUUUUUAAGCUGCUGCAGGCUCCGUUCACUGACAGUGGUGAUGGACCCAUGCUGCGAUUGGAGGAGCUGGGUGACCAACGCCAUGCCCCUUUCCGCCAUAUUUGCCGUUUGUGUUACCGAGUCCUUCGUCACUCUCAGCAAGACUACCGGAAGAACCAGGAGUACAUUGCCAAGCAGUUCCGCUUCAUGCAGAAGCAAAUUGGGUACGAUGUGCUGGCUGAGGACACCAUCACGGCCCUGUUGCACAACAACCGCAAGCUGUUGGAGAAGCACAUCACGGCUGCAGAGAUUGACACCUUUGUCAGUCUUGUGAGGAAGAAUAGAGAACCCAGGUUCCUGGACUACCUGUCGGACCUGUGUGUUUCUAUGAACAAGUCCAUCCCAGUGACGCAGGAGCUGAUCUGCAAUGCAGUGCUGGACCCUACCAACGCAGACAUACUCAUUGAGACAAAGCUGGUGCUCUCCCGCUUUGAGAUUGAAGGGGCAUCAAUUGGGGAGGCCCCUGUGGAGUCCGAGGAGGAUGAGGAAGAGGUUUGGCUCUUCUGGAAGGACAGCAACAAGGAGAUCCGAAGCAAAAGCAUCAGGGAACUUGCCCAGGAUGCCAAGGAAGGGCAGAAGGAGGACCAGGAGGUGAUCAGUUACUACAGGUACCAGCUGAAUCUAUUUGCUCGCAUGUGUUUGGACCGCCAGUACCUGGCUAUCAACAAGAUCUCGGGCCAACUUGAUGUGGACCUUAUCCUGCGCUGUAUGUCGGACGAGGACCUGCCAUAUGACCUCCGAGCCUCCUUCUGUCGCCUUAUGCUCCACAUGCAUGUGGACCGAGAUCCCCAGGAACCAGUUACGCCUGUCAAGUACGCCCGUUUGUGGUCUGAGAUCCCCUCAAAAAUCGCCAUUGAUGACUAUGACAAUAAUGGCACCACCAAGGAUGAAAUCAAGGAGCGCUUUGCCCUCACCAUGGAAUUUGUUGAAAAUUAUUUGAGAGAUGUGGUUUGCCAGAAUGUUCCCUUCUCAGACAAAGAGAAGAACAAGCUUACCUUUGAGGUUGUGAAUUUGGCUCGCAACCUUAUCUACUUUGGCUUCUACAACUUCAGUGACCUGCUGAGACUGACAAAGAUUCUGCUGGCCAUUUUGGACUGUGUUCAUGUUACCACCAUAUUCCCCAUCAACAAGCUGGAGAAAGGAGAUGAGACCAAAGGUAGCAAUGUCAUGAGGUCAAUCCAUGGUGUUGGAGAAUUGAUGACUCAGGUGGUGCUGAGAGGAGGGGGGUUCCUUCCCACAACCCCUGCCAACCCACCCGAUGGAGAUGUGGUCAAGACUCAGACUGAGCCAGAGAAAGAGGACAUCCUAGUGAUGGACACUAAGCUGAAGAUCAUAGAGAUUUUACAGUUCAUCCUGAAUGUACGACUGGACUACCGGAUCUCGUGCCUGCUGUGUAUCUUCAAGCGGGAGUUUGACGAGAGUAACUCUCAGUCAGAUGCAGGGUCAGGGAGCAACCAGGAUGGACCCAACAAUAUGCCAGGAUCGUUGAAUUUUGAGAACAUUGAGGAACGAGCUGAGCGGAUCUUUGGGGGAAGUGAAGAGAACACACCCCUUGACUUGGAUGACCAUGGCGGCAGGACAUUCCUCAGGGUUCUGCUUCACCUUACCAUGCACGACUACCCACCUCUGGUGUCUGGAGCUUUACACUUGCUCUUCAGGCACUUCAGUCAGAGGCAGGAGGUGUUGCUGGCCUUCAAGCAGGUCCAGCUCCUGGUCACCAACCAGGAUGUGGAGAACUACAAGCAGAUCAAAUCAGACCUGGACCUGCUGCGCUCCAUUGUGGAGAAGUCGGAGCUGUGGGUCUAUAAGAGGCAGGGUCCCGACGAGGCCAUGGACACAGGGGAUGGCCCCUCUGGGGAUUCCGAGCAGAAGAAGGGAGACUCGAAUACAAGUGGCUCAGACAAAAAGAAAACGGAAAGCACCAGCAGUUACAACUAUAGAGUUGUGAAGGAGAUCCUGCUGCGGCUCAGCAAGCUAUGUGUGCAGGAGGCAUCCUCUGGGAAGAAGAGCAAGAAACAGCAGCAAAGGCUCUUGAGGAACAUGGGGGCCCACACUGUGGUAUUGGAGUUGCUGCAGAUCCCCUAUGAGAAGGGGGAGGACGUCAGAAUGCAGGAAAUCAUGAAGUUGGCCCAUGAGUUCCUGCAGAACUUCUGUGCUGGAAACCAACAGAACCAAGCCCUCCUUCACAAGCAUAUUAACCUGUUUCUUAAUCCUGGGAUCCUGGAGGCAGUCACUAUGCAACACAUCUUCAUGAACAACUUCCAGCUGUGCAGCGAGAUCAAUGAGCGAGUGGUGCAGCAUUUUGUGCACUGCAUCGAGACACACGGCCGUCAUGUCCAGUACCUCAAGUUCCUGCAAACCAUUGUCAAAGCUGAAAACAAGUUCAUCAAGAAGUGUCAGGACAUUGUUAUGGCUGAGCUAGUAAACUCUGGCGAGGAUGUGCUGGUCUUCUACAAUGACCGGGCAUCCUUCCAGACCCUUGUUCAAAUGAUGCGUUCAGAGCGCGAUCGCAUGGACGAGAACAGUCCGCUCAUGUACCACAUCCACCUGGUGGAGCUGCUGGCCAUCUGCACUGAGGGCAAGAAUGUGUACACAGAGAUCAAGUGCAACUCACUACUGCCCCUCGAUGACAUUGUUCGUGUGGUCACUCAUGAAGACUGCAUCCCAGAGGUGAAAAUUGCUUAUAUCAACUUUCUGAACCACUGCUAUGUUGACACUGAGGUUGAGAUGAAGGAGAUCUACACCAGUAACCACAUGUGGAAGCUGUUUGAAAAUUUCCUGGUUGAUAUAUGCAGAGUCUGCAACAACACUAGUGACAGGAAGCAUGCAGACACUGUCCUCGAGCGCUACGUGACAGAGACAGUCAUGGGCAUCGUUACGACCUUCUUCAGCUCCCCUUUCUCGGACCAAAGCACCAGCCUCCAGACUCGACAGCCGGUGUUUGUUCAGCUCCUGCAGGGGGUCUUCAGGGUUUACCACUGCAACUGGCUCAUGCCCACACAGAAAGCCUCAGUUGAGAGCUGUAUCAAGGUGCUCUCUGACGUAGCCAAAAGUCGAGCGAUAGCUAUACCAGUGGAUCUGGACAGCCAGGUGAACAAUCUCUUUGUCAAGUCCAACAACAUUGUGCAAAAGACGGCCCUGAGCUGGAGGAUAUCAGCCCGCAACGCUGCUCGAAGAGAUUCGACGCUGACAACCUCGCGCGAUUACAGGAAUAUCAUUGAGCGCCUUCAGGACAUCGUGUCGGCCCUGGAGGAUCGGCUCCGCCCGCUGGUCCAGGCCGAGCUCUCGGUGUUGGUGGAUGUGCUACACCGACCGGAGCUGCUCUUCCCAGAGAAUACAGAAGCACGGAGGAAGUGUGAGAGCGGUGGCUUCAUUUCCAAGCUCAUCAAGCAUACCAAGCAGCUCCUGGAGGAGAACGAGGAGAGGCUCUGUAUCAAAGUGCUCCAGACGCUGCGGGAGAUGAUGACUAAGGAUCGAGGUUACGGGGAGAAGCUGAUUGCCUUUGAUGAUGAAAUGGAUGUGGCUGAGCUGGCGCCUCCACCUGAACCGGAAGUCCCUGCUGAGGAGUUAGAUCCAAACCAGCCUCAGAAGCAACUGGAGGAUCAGAAAAGGGGCGAAGCACUCAGGCAGAUUCUGGUGAACCGUUACUAUGGAAACUUCAGGCCUGGCGGGAGGAGGGACAGCCUGACCACUUUCAGCAAUGGCCCUCUCACUGCAGGUGGGCAGCCUAAGGCCCAGGCAGCAGGUGGUUCGUCUGGGUGCCUGGGCCAUGGGGAGAUAAGCCUGGCAGAGGUACAGUGCCACCUGGACAGAGAGGGAGCAUCUGAUCUGGUCAUUGACCUCAUCAUGAAUGCCACCAGCGACCGGAUCUUCCAGGAGAGCAUUCUGUUGGCUAUUGCGCUACUGGAAGGCGGGAACCCCACCAUCCAGCGGUCAUUUUACUGCCGUCUAACUGAAGACAAGAAAUCAGAAAAGUUCUUCAAGGUGUUUUACGAGCGCAUGAAGCUGGCUCAGCAGGAGAUCAAAGCCACGGUGACGGUCAACACCAGUGAUCUGGGCAGCAAGAAGAAGGACGACGAGGCCUCGGACAAGGAUGCACCAGCGCGCAAGAAAGUGAAGGACGUGGCCUCUGUGGUGACAGAGGAGGUGCGGGAACAGCUGCUGGAAGCUUCCACUGUCACCAAGAAGGCGUACUGUUCGUACCGGCGUGAUGCCGACAGCGAGGAGCACCUGGUCCCGCCCGACGGGCAGGCCAGCACAGGCGACAAGGGCCAGGAUGAUGGGGAGAUGAGUGUUAUCAUCACCAUCAUGCAGCCCAUCCUCCGCCUCAUGCAGUUGCUUUGCGAGAACCACAACCGUGAGCUGCAGAACUUUCUGCGCUGUCAGAAUAACAAGAACAACUACAACCUUGUGUGUGAGACCCUUCAGUUCCUGGACUGCAUCUGCGGCAGCACGACAGGUGGCUUGGGCCUGCUUGGCCUCUACAUCAAUGAGAAGAAUGUAGGGCUCAUCAACCAGACCGUGGAGAGCCUCACUGAGUACUGCCAGGGCCCUUGCCAUGAGAACCAGAACUGUAUCGCCACUCAUGAGUGCAACGGGAUCGACAUCAUCAUUGCGUUGAUACUCAAUGACAUCAAUCCUCUAGGGAAGAAGCGGAUGGAUUUGGUGCUGGAGCUCAAGAAUAAUGCUUCCAAGCUGCUUUUGGCCAUUAUGGAGAGCCGCCAUGACAGCGAGAAUGCCGAGAGAAUCCUUUACAACAUGAGGCCCAAGGAGCUGGUGGAAGUGAUCAAGAAGGCCUACCUGCAGGGUGAGGUGGAGGUUCCAGAGCCUGAUGAGGAAAAGGAAGGGGAAGAGGAGCACUCUGCCUCACCUCGGAAUGUCGGUCACAACAUUUACAUUCUGGCUCAUCAGCUGGCACGACACAACAAGGAGCUCCAGGCUAUGCUGAAACCCGGUGGCACCUACGGAGAGGGCGACGAGGCCCUAGAAUACUACGCCAAGCACACAGCUCAGAUUGAGAUUGUGCGGCUGGAUCGCACCAUGGAGCAGAUAGUCUUUCCUGUGCCAAACAUCUGCGAGUUCCUGACCAGUGAGUCCAAGCUGCGUGUGUACUACGCCACGGAGCGUGACGAGCAGGGCAGCAAGAUCAACGACUUCUUCCUGCGCGCAGAGGACCUUUUCAAUGAGAUGAUUUGGCAGAAGAAGCUGCGAGCUCAGCCUGUUCUCUACUGGUGCUCCCGUAACAUGUCCUUCUGGAGCAGCAUCUCUUUCAACCUGGCUGUGCUCAUGAACCUGCUGGUGGCUUUCUUUUACCCCCUGGAGGGUGUUCGUGGAGGUACUCUUGAGCCACACCUGUCUGCCCUGCUGUGGACAGCCAUGCUCGUGUCUCUCGCCAUUGUUAUUGCACUGCCGCAACCUCAUGGCAUCCGGGCCUUCAUUGCCUCCACCAUCCUGCGCCUCAUUUUCUCUGUGGGCCUCGAGCCCACGCUCUUCCUGCUCGGGGCCUUCAACCUUUGUAAUAAGAUCAUCUUCCUGAUGAGCUUUGUGGGAAAUCGCGGCACAUUCACAAGAGGUUACAAGGCGAUGAUCAUGGACGUGGAGUUCCUCUAUCAUGUCAUCUACCUGAUCAUCUGCAGUCUAGGUGUGUUUGUCCACGUCUUCUUCUACAGCCUGCUGCUCUUUGACCUGGUCUACAGGGAGGAGACCCUGCUGAACGUGAUAAAGAGUGUAACACGCAAUGGCCGCUCCAUCGUCCUCACUGCUGUGCUGGCACUCAUUCUCGUGUACCUGUUCUCCAUCGUGGGGUACAUCUUCUUCCAAAACGACUUCAUUCUGACAGUGGACAGGAUUCCCAAUAAAACACAGGAGAGCGGAGGCAGUAUGGUGGGGGAGUUCCUGUCUGCUGGAACAUGCCGAAAGGAGAGUGGGGAGAACUGUUCCAGCGAAGCUGUGUUUGAAGUCGUACACACACCACCACCUGCCCUGGUGAUCGAGGACAAGGAACGCACCUGCGACUCCUUACUCAUGUGCAUCGUCACGGUGCUGAGCCAUGGCCUGCGGAGCGGUGGCGGCGUUGGCGACGUCCUGCGCAAGCCGUCUAAGGAGGAGCCUUUGUUUGCUGCCAGGGUGAUAUAUGACCUACUCUUCUUCUUCAUGGUCAUCAUCAUUGUUCUCAACCUGAUUUUUGGAGUCAUCAUUGACACCUUUGCUGACCUUAGGAGUGAGAAACAGAAGAAAGAGGAGGUCCUCAAAACCACCUGCUUCAUUUGUGGCCUGGAGCGUGACAAAUUUGAUAACAAGACAGUGACGUUUGAGGAGCACAUCAAGGUGGAGCACAACAUGUGGCACUACCUGUUUUUCAUCGUGCUGGUGAAGGUGAAGGACUCUACUGAGUACACAGGACCUGAGAGCUACGUUGCAGAGAUGAUCGGGGAACACAACCUGGACUGGUUCCCUCGGAUGCGUGCAAUGUCCCUGGUGAGCAGUGAUGCUGAGGGUGAGCAGAAUGAGAUCCGCAGCCUUCAAGAGAAGUUGGAGUCCACCAUGAAGCUGGUGUCCAACCUGUCCGGCCAGCUCACUGAGCUCAAGGAGCAGAUGACCGAGCAGAGAAAGCAGAAGCAGCGCAUUGGGCUCCUGGCGCACCCCCCUCACAUGAAUGUGAAUCCGCAGCAGCCGGCGUGAAUAAUACAGCGGAGGGGGCACCGAUGGAUAAAAGGGCCGCGCCAGCGCUUGCUUUUACAUUCGCGCAGGACCAGGAGCCCGGGGGGAAGCAUCGUGUCACGUAGGAGUGGCGCGUCUGAGCCCCGGAGCUGCUGCAGUGUGUAGCGUACUUUGCUGUAAAAUGCCCAUAAAAAAAGCCCAUACCGCCAGUCCGUGUAACGUGGUAGGCCAUAUGUCCGUAGCUACACAGAAUUCCUCGCCCACAGCUCUGGCCCUAGCCUUCCGCCUUCCUCUGUUUGGGGUUGGUGCCAAAUGUUUUCGAUACAAAUGAAUGUGAAUUUUUAUCUCAUGGCCUUUACUGGGUGAACUUGAAACGCAGCAACAGUGUUGUAGUGGACUGCUAGGAAACAAGACGUGUGGAACAUGUUGUGGCGAGAUGUGCAAGUGAAUGAGAUCUGUUUUUUUUUUCUUUUUUAUUUUUUAUUUACAACUAGUAGAGCAAGCAGUAUUUAGCAUCUUAUUUUUGUAUGAUGUGCAAUAUGAAUACUUUAAUAUGCAAUGAUUAUGAUAUGUUUGAUAUGUAAAUUGUGUCUUAAAGGGAUGGAGUCAAUUUCCAAAAGAUGGUCAUGUAUUUCUCUUGCUUUGAAGAAAAAAAUUUAACUAUCUCGGUAGACAUUUUAAAUAGGAGUUCUGAUUGCACUUAGUGUAGAAAUUGGACCAAUAAUAAUGCAUGUAUGAGCCUUUCAUGUUUUAUUUAUUUUAUUCAAAAUAAAUUUAAAUUAUUCACAAAAUGCUUAAUAUAAACUGUUGUCAGGCAUACGUAUAGGUUUUAUAUAUAUAUAAAGAUACUGUAUAAAUGUCUCACAGAUGUUUGCGUCACUCAUAGUCAUGUAUUAGAUGUCUUCUAACCUUUAUAUUCCUAUAUAUUACUGGGAAAUAUUGUUCUAGGACUGUAGCUUUCAGGGUAAUCUGAUAAUUACUGUAUUAGUUCAGAAACGGUGAGGCUGUUACGAUUGUUCACUGAAAGUUAUUCUCAAUUGCAGGCUCUUAAUAUGCACUGUUUAUUAUCGGCAUCCAUCACUUUACAGCACUUUUCUCUUGUGGUUCACACCUGUUGUUUGUGCCUGUAGUUUCCUCUAUUUCCCCCCCUUUCGGAGGUAAGUGCAGACCUACCACCUGUGGAAAACUGCUACUUUUCCUCCCGUUUUUCCAGUAGAUUUGCUCAUUUAACUCAGAACACUGACUUUGUAUAGGGAGCCCCUCCAUUCCCAGAAAGAUGUUAUAGGAUUUAAAAGCAGUAUUAGUGAACAUAAACUGUACGAGUAUGAAAUUUGAGUACUGUCUAAUUAUAAAAUUACUUAAAGCUGUUUAAUAAAACAUUUGACUCAUUUGCCUUCACGUAUUGCCAUGGUUUCUGUUAUUUUGUGUUGUGGUAGCCUACGGUACCGUCAGCUUGCUGUCAAGAAAUUAAUGGAGCGCCGUGCGAAAUGAAGUCAUGAUCUCAUCCCUGCUUUCUACACACUUGACAAUCAACAGUAUUGGAAGGGGGAUUCUGUCCUGAACCCAAACUAAUUACCCGAACCCUCAAUGAUUUCAUUUCCACAGUCUCCCACUCCUCACCACCCCCACGACUCUGAGAAAAAUAUAAAGCUACAUGUGACUCACUCUCCCUGCCUAAUUUCUGUGUUCCUCAAGAGUGCGGUGAUCAUGUAGGUCAGUGAGCAUUUUAUUUAGAGACUAAUUGCUCCACUUCUUCCUCACAUUCUAAUUGGUUCCUCUUUAAUGUGAUGGCGUUAAAUCUAAUCACACCUUAAUCUAGGGAAUCUUUUUCACCUGUACCUUUACAUCAUCGUAAAAUGCUGAAUGGGGUGGGAUUUCGCACUGAGUUGUAUGUUUUUCUACUUCUCUUAUGUAGUCGCUUGUUUACAUUUAUUCAUUUAGCUAAUGCUUUUCUCCAAAUCAGCUUACAACGUUAAGUUACCUGCAACUAUGUACCCCUUCAUAUAGCUAGGUAAUUUUUACUAGAGCAAUUUUAGGGUAAGUACCUUGCUGAAGGGUACUGCAGCCAGAUGCAGGAUUCAAAUCUCUAAACUUUGGGUCCAAAGGCAGCUCUAAGCACUAAACGACCAGCUACCCUUGUCUGAUUUAUUCACGUAUUCUUAACGUCGAACAAACCACUGAGAGGAUAAUUAAGCCUCUAAUCCAAGGAAGAAUAAUGCACUUCAUAUACUUUAAAAUUUAUGCCAUGUGGUUUUGAUGACUUGUU